CCACAGUGGAACGGAAAGAAGCUGGUUGAAACUGACACAUUAACUUGAAUGGUUACAAUCAGGUACGAUCAGCGGAUACGGCCUUUUUGUAGCCGUUAACAAUGCGGUGGAAAUUGGGGGUAAGGAGACUGGCUGUGAAUGGCCCUUUUAUUCAGAAAGCAAAAUCAAACAUCACAACUGUUAUAACUCUUAGCUAAACCAGACAAAUGAAAGGUAAGCUUUUCCGCUAUGAUAAUGUUAAAUGGCAAUAAAGUUAAAUUGGCAUUUACCGAUGUUGUUUUCAUCUAUCGAGAUCUUACUUGUGUUGUAAUUGCUCUCAAAUGUAAGUCGCUUUGGACAAAAGUGCCUGCUAUAUGGCACUAUGGUAUUGUAGUACUGUAAAAGAAAACAUGUAAAUCAUCAAAGUGAGAGAAUUCAAUUCACUCUCAGGGGACCAAGAUUGUCUAAACAACCUUUCAGACCAAUACCAUUCAUCCAUUUUUGGUCUGGAAGUCCACAAAGUACCUGCACAUAUGUUGAUGAAGAUGAUGAUGAUGAUAAUGAUUACUAUUAUGAUUGUCAUGAGUAAUAUGAUGAUGAUUAUUAUUAUUGUUGCUGUUGUUGUUAUGAGUAUAUGAUGAUAAUUCUGAUGAUGAUGAUUAUACUUAUUACUUUUGUUUUUAUUAUCAUUAUUAUUGUUGUUGUUGUUGUUGUUGUUGUUUAUUAUUAUUAUUGCUGAAACAUGACUGUGGUUCGUGGUUUGGUUCUUCUGCAGCAGACAGGUUUUUGUACCAGCUCUUCUCACUGUGUGCCAGUUACUCCUUUUUCUCCACCUACCUCUACUACAUCUUUGGCUCUGGAACAACACUGUAUGUUUUAGGUAAGAGUAACAUUUUAUUUCAUUUAGUUGAUUUAUUGAACUAGUCUCGAGCAGGUUUGAUCAAGUUUUCUCUGUUUACAAAGAUAACUGUGAGUUUAUUUAAAUUACCAGAGUGGAAUAUACUGCUGAGUGGCUCCUGAGCCACAAAAGAGUUUCAUUAACUCUCUUCAGUAUUUGAUCCUCUCUGUUUUUCAUUUAAAAAUAUUUUACAUAAUCAGAUCAGUUGUAAUGUUCUUGUAAUCAAAUAUGUUCCGACAAAUGAAACGUAUUUGUCUUCAAAAAUGUUAAAUUGCAAGUGUUUAAUAGUUCAAAAGCAGUGAAAUGAACAGCGGCUGUGGUAGUUUAUAUUACAGUACUUGUCCAUGUUGGUAACAGACUCACUUAUACCAGACAAAAGUCUACAUCUGAAAUGAUUUUAUUUUAUAAGACAAAUAAAAUCUUUUAUUGUCCCAUUUCACUUAAGAGACUGAAAAAACAUCUGUCUGCAUUUAUUAUGACAUAUGGGACUACAGACAACAUUUUACAAAUUAAUAUUCCAAUCAAUACAUUUAAAAUUUAUUAUUAUAAUGUAUUAUUAUUUAUUUGUUCUGUCAAACAAAAUAAAGCUUUUCAUGAUUUUAUGAAGUGUUUGAAACUGUACUUUAGUCUGUGCUGAUACAUUAUUAUAUUGUCAGUGAAUAAUAAUAAUAGUUUUAAUAAUAAUGUUGAUAAUAAUGAUAACAAAAAUAAUAGCUCAUACUACUACUAGUAAUAAAAAUAACAAUUACUAUUAUUAUUUCUUAAACUAAUAGAAAAUGUGUAUUUUUUUAAACUGCUUUAUAAAAUGUAAAUGAUUUAAAAACAGCAACAGCUAAGAAAACAGGUACUGCAAAUGUAAAAUAUCGCACAUCUAAUUUCCACUGAGGGAUCAACAAAGUAAUUUUUGUCUUUUUUUCCCAAAUGAUAUUUUGACAUUUUAGUUAACUUGACUUUUCUUACUUCUGUUUUUUAUUUUUUUUAUUUAACUUUAUUUGAUUUUUUUUUAUAAACAUUCAAAAAGGUCAGCUCACAUAGAGAGAAGUUAAUCCAGACCGAUCACAAAAUCUUAAUGAACUAAUGAUUUUAAAAACCCUUUAUAAAGCAUCUGAAAUCAUAUUACAUUUGUACAGCACUGUAAAUCAAACCGUUUUCUUCAGUAUUUGGCAGGACAGGUUUUAUUUAUAUUCGCCUUUUCUAUGUAUCGUUACAGUCCUGAAUAAUAAAAAGGAGAAGAAAUAACUGAUGUGUUUAUUGGUAUCUGAGUUAACUAUGUUAAAGGGUUCAAAAUGUAUGGAUUAGUCUGAGGUUUUUAAAUUUUCAUUAUGUGCUUAAGCCAAAUAUAUAAUUAAGACUAAUGUGGACAGUAACUCUGGAACACUAAGAUAUCCUCGUUAGAAAUUUUGAACAUAUUCAAAAUGAAACAGUUAAUGUAAUUGAAUGUAGCCGUGAAGUGACUUUAAAAAGUAUGAUUUGAUAUCAUGCAAUAUAAUUCACUAUUUUAUAAACCUAACUUUUUAUACCAAACCUUUGAAGUUAUUUAAAAAUAUUCAUGCACAUUUAUUUCUUUGUGUGCUCAGAGGUAACUAUACAACAUGCUAAUAUAAUGUGAGACUGAACAAUGUUUUUAUAGUUAUCAUAAACUUAAUAUCUGAUCUAAUGUCUUUGGUAAGAGAUCUAGUUUCAGUGUAUUGAACUUGAGUCCGUGUUGCUGAGUGUUUAGGAGCUCAGAGCUGGUUUGUUGUUCAGGAUUAGACUGAAUGCAGAGCUGGAAGCUGCUGACUGUGUGAAUGUGUGUGUGCUGCUUGUUUCUCUUCAGGUGAGCAGGUAGUGGAGCCCGUGGUGAGAGUGUACCCGGCUGCAUCCAGAGGCCAGCUGCUGUGUGUGGCCUCAGGCAUGUUUCCUCCUCUGGUGAAAUUAUCCUGGAAAAGACAAAAGGAGCGUGGUGGUGUGGAGGUGCUGCCCUCUGCUGACAGUCGGCAGCAGAUGCUCCAAGAGACUGGAUGUUCAGCCUCCAUCUUACACAUCAAUCAGCAAGAGAUCAGCUCUGAUCAAUACCUCUGCAACGUGCAGCACCAGGGAGGAACCAGGGAGUUCCCAGCACCAACAGGUAAUGAAGGCUUGGUGAGCACGCUCAGUGCUGAUUCAGCUUCUUAUGGUGAGGCUUAAAGAGACGCCAGAGGACCAGACGACUGACACUGUUUUUAAUUUCUUAACUCUGUUUCUGAAGGUCCUGUGACUCCAGCACCAACAACAUCAGCAUCACCUUCAACAGCACCAACACCAUCACCUUCACCUUCACCAUCACCGUCACCGUCACCUUCACCUUCACCUUCACCUUCACCUCCACCUUCACCUUCACCUCCUCUCUCAGCAUCCCCUUCUGUCCCGUCUCAGCACCAGGUGAAGCUGCUCUCUCUGCUGUACUCACUGCUGAUAGUGAAGAGUCUGGUGUACUGCUGUGGACUCUUUCUGAUGACCAUCUUCAGAGACAAGUGACCGUCCACAAACUGCACACAUGCUGGGGGACUAUUUUCUGCUCAGUGUUUCUCUUCAUCAGCUCAUCAGUUCAUCUCAUAGAUCUCUUUGAUUAUCAGUAUAAAACUUCAAUCAUGACUUGAUAUGAAACUGCCCUGACUUUGCCCUCAGAGUUUUAGGGUCACAGCUCUAUAUUUUCUCAGUUUUUAUCAAUUGUUCUUCAUCAAAGUUCAAAUAGUUAAUAGUGUAAAAAAAUCUGUGUCUCAUAAGAGACACAGAUUCCAUUUGUAGUUGUUGACUUUUGCCGCAGUAUUUUGUUCUUGCAUAGUUUUAACUGUCUAGACUCUUCUCUGUUUAGCCUGAUGAUUAAAUGUUUAUUCAGCUUUUCUCCUCAGUAUUUGCUGUAUUUUGUCAAAGCUCUUUGUAUUUCUUUUAUAAGGUGCCAAUAAAUAAACUUAUCUUCAUAGUGU
Xyrichtys novacula (pearly razorfish) is the source of this 3822-nucleotide messenger RNA. Lineage: Eukaryota; Metazoa; Chordata; Actinopteri; Labriformes; Labridae. The record is from the annotation of a GenBank genome assembly.